AUGUCGCGAUCACUUCCAAAGCAGUUUAAUCCACUCAUCACGGUCGAGGUUGCUCCCACUUAUGACGAACUCCUUGCGCGCCGUCGUCUUGGACAAACCAACCUCUCCGUCAAGGCGGCCCAGAUUGGCACCUCAAAUGCCACCAAGCCGGAGAACCUAGGCGUAUUCGAGUAUGCUCACCUCCGUGCUCCGCUGCCCAAGGAUCUCGAGGGCUCUGAGAUCUUCCCUUCCCACACCUCCCAGCAACACCCAGAAAGCUACUUCCUGAUGCGCCGUAGUAAAGAUGGCUUUGUUAGCGCGACUGGAAUGUUCAAAAUUGCAUUCCCAUGGGCGAAGGCCGAGGAAGAGAGAACAGAGCGUGAGUAUCUGAAGGCUCGCGAGUACACAAGCGAGGAGGAAGUUGCUGGAAAUGUGUGGAUCUCGCCCUUAUUUGCCCUUGAGCUCUCCAAGGAAUACCAAAUGUACGAUUGGGUGCGAGCACUGUUGGACCCAACGGACAUUCCUUCCAGCGCAAAGAAGCAUAUCACCCCUCCGCCGAAAUUCGAAAUUCCCUCCGAUGAGCCCCCCGUGUCGCAGCGCAACCGCAGAGGUCGGUCCGCUUCUCCGAGCAAGAGGUUGGCGUCUCCUCGGAAGUCUCGUAGCACCCGCCUCGCCAACGAUGUCACUAACACCCCGUCUACAAUCGCUGCAAACGCUAGCCUUCAGUCGGCAUUAGAUAUCUCAGCUUCAGGCCUCUCGGACACGAUUCCUGAGUUGCGAGCUGUGGAGGCUGAAAUGGAAGUGAGGUCGAGCGGAUCUCCUGGAAAGAAGAUCAGAGUGCGCAAGUCAACGAGAUCUAAUACGGCGGAGCCCGAAGAGGAGAAGAAGGAGGAGAAGAAGGAGAAGAAGAAGGCCGAGAAGAAAGAGAAGAAGAAGGAGGAAAUCAAGGAACAGGAUGAGAAAGCCGAGGUAUUACUGACCGAUGGUGCCACCGAUGCUGUCAAGUUUACCCACACUACUGUUUCCUUGGAUAUGCCCAUUAGUCUCCCAGAAGUGCCAUCUGCUGCGGAGACUGAAGAGAUGAUCGCCCAGGCUAAGGAGAUGGUGGAAGAGGCUAUCAAGGCGCAUGCCGAGGGCGCUACUGUGGAGUCGACAUCCAUCAAGGCGACUGGCAAGCGCAAGGCCGAGGACGAUGACGAUGAAGAGACAUCGGCUGAAUCUUCCCAACGAGCCAAGAAAGCCAAGGUGCUUGAGAACAAGCUCAAGCAGGAGCGUGUCCGCAACCGUUCUAUCUUUGGUGUCUCUGUGGCCUUUGCCCUUGCGGCCUCCAUCCCAUACUUCUUCUAA
Messenger RNA from Penicillium roqueforti, 1326 nucleotides. RefSeq names its product KilA-N domain-containing protein. Gene Ontology annotation, cellular component: nuclear membrane complex Bqt3-Bqt4. The transcript is spliced from 5 exons. The record is from RefSeq and is a predicted model, not a curated record. The coding region runs from base 1 to 1326 and encodes 441 amino acids. Gene Ontology annotation, biological process: mitotic telomere tethering at nuclear periphery; meiotic attachment of telomere to nuclear envelope. NCBI's taxonomy places the organism in Eukaryota, Fungi, Ascomycota, Eurotiomycetes, Eurotiales, Aspergillaceae. Gene Ontology annotation, molecular function: DNA binding.